AUCUCUGAGCCUGGUUCAAGUUCACUUGGUUCACUGGUGGACAAUUCAACUUUUGUUGCCAAUUAUUUUUGCUCUUUAUCAACCAUGUGUGUUGAUUCGUCUAUGCAUUGACUUUUGCUGAUCUUUGAAUCGAAGAAAUGAGGAAAUCCCUGAAUUGUGAAAUUUGUCGGACUAUUUGGCAAUAAUGUUUAAAGUUUUUUUAUUCGUUUGCACGGUCAUCGCUUUAAUUUCUUUUACACAUGAAACCAAUCCCACCAUAGUUCUUCCGGACUCAAAAAUACGGGGUACACAACGUAGUCGGUUUGAAAUUCACGAUCUCACUGACAUGUCAGGGGGGAGAUGGAAAGCGGUCCACAUUCCAGAUAAGGACAUUCAAAGUAUUUUGCAAGAAACUCAAUCAAAGAAUGGCAAAAAAAUGUUGAUGGAUAUAGAACGCGAUAUGAGCUCAGACCAUAAGGAAGGACAAUUUUCCAAGAUACAAUCCCAAUCAAAUCUCCAUAAUCACGUUCAUCUGUUCGAGCAUGGAAUGAACCAGAGUCCAAGAACUAAAACAGAAUCUUCUUCAGUAGGAAAAAUUAUUCGAUUUUCACCAAGUGGGCACUCAACAAAGGAAGGUGAAUUACUUGAUAACAGAAAACAAAAUGAAAUACAGUUAUUUGGUUUAUUAAAAAAGCAAGCUCCCCCAAAAAGCAAAAUGAUUCGUCAAAAGACGUCCGGCAAACCUUCCGUGAUCGUUGCUAAAGUUCCGGAAGACGAUGACGAUGAUAAUUCAGAUAUUUUACCUUUGCGUAAUUUACCAAAUCCUAUUAUAGCCUCCUUGAGAAGGACAAGGCCACGGGUUAAAUCAGGGGCCAUACGUAAUAACAUUCUUGCUCGAAUCGUGCAAGCGAAACAGUUUAACACAACGAAAGAGACAGGAGUGAAUGCGUCGACUAAUGAAAACCAAGCUCAUGAUUCCGUGGGUGAUCAUGGUUUACUCGAGAAAAUAAAAAACCUAAUUCUGAAAUCUAGUCACGCGCCCUCAAAAAUAGUGACAAAAACACUUUCAAAAAACGCAAGCGAAACAAAAAAUGACUUUCUUUUAUUCAAUUCCACAACUCCACCUGUCGCACAUCACAACAAUUUAACACCGAUCACACGUCCCGAUGAUCACCAACAGCAGGGGACGUCGCAACUAGUCGACGCAUUUAGUAAUCACGCUCUUGUUAUUAAUCAAAUCUCUCAUCCAAAACGUGAAGCAUUGUUGCUUGGUAUCAUCAAAGCUCUUAUUUCGCGCAAAAGUGCUAAUACAGCAACUUCCAAUUUGCAAACUCCUAUGAAUCAAGAGGCUACAUUGCCACUCAAUGACAAACAGGCCAUUCUAGAGGAGAUGCAAAAUUUAGCAAUGCAAAAGACGAUGGUUUCGAGAGAUCAUCGCACCCCAAAUGACCCUACAAUGACAAGCAAGAAUCUGGCUGACAUUUAUGAACAACAACGCGAAGAAGACUUGAAACAAGAGUUAGCACGCGCCAAUGAAGAGGCUUUAGAAGAGAAAAAGUUGCGAAUGGAAGAAAAUCAAAUUGUCUCUAAUUAUGAACGUUUCUCCCACCCAGAAUUUCAUGCAAACUGGGAAAAUAUUCCUGGUACUGGGAGAUCACACCAAAGUCUUACACCUGAUGGUCAACUUAUCAGCAUGCUUGGUUCUCAGCAACUAAAUAUGUUGGCUGGUUAUCCAUGAACAACAACCAUGAUCCAUUGACUUGCACACAGUGUAAGUGUGUUGAGAUGCGUCUUUGAAGAAUUCACAAGUGUAUGCUUAUACAUAUUGCAGCUUGAUGGAAAGCCAUAUUAAUGAAAUGUUUCCUCAAUAUUUAGCGUACGUAGCAGGUGGAAAUAAACGGAUGACUAAUCACAUGAAUUUUUCCCCGACUCUGUUAUCAUGAUUAUGGAAAUUUCAUCAAACAAAGACCGUAUGACAUUUGAAAAAUUUCACUUGUAUAUUUCACUUUUACUUUUCAAUGCAAAGAUUUUGUCAUUAAUAAAAGUUGCUAUAAAAGCA
Molecule: messenger RNA, 2038 nt
Organism: Xenia sp. Carnegie-2017
Lineage: Eukaryota; Metazoa; Cnidaria; Anthozoa; Malacalcyonacea; Xeniidae
Exons: 4
Coding region: 185-1717 (510 amino acids)
Source: RefSeq, a predicted model, not a curated record